CUUCUGACGAAUAGAGGAUAAGAACAUGAAGGGGUUCACCUGGGUCAUAGCCCCCAUCUUGACCUCCCUGGGCUACCUGCUGGUUCUGUUGGUCUCCAUCUUUCCCUUCUGGGUGCAGCUCACGGAUGUGGAAUCUCAGGAAGUGUUUUUCAGUGGCCUGUUUGAGAACUGUUUCCAUAUCAGGUGCUGGAAGCCUCGACCCUUAUCCAUUUACAUCCUGCUUGGCCGCGUCUUCCUGCUCUCCGCGGUAGUCUUGGCUUUCCUCACCACCUUCAUCAUGGUGUCUUUUGCAUCUGAGCUCUUCCCGAAGACCCGGAAGCACAAUUUCGUGUCAGCCUUCAUCAGCUUCCUCACAGGGGCCUGUGCCUUCCUGGCCUUGUUGCUGCAUGCGCUGGAGAUCCGCAAUCUGAUGAUGAAGCCCAGCCCCCUACGCUUCUCCGUGCAGUGGCCUUACUACGUCCUGGGCUUCGGCGUCCUUCUGUUCCUAGUGGCUGGUGCCAUCUGCCUCUCUCAAGAAACAGCCUGCACCAGCUGCCACUUGUUGCCCAUUUCCCGGCGUGCGGAGGACCAGGGGAUCCCACAACAGAAGAAGCUGGAGAGUUUGGGAGGAGAGCUGAGCUCAAUACAGAAGGAGUCACUGGUGCAGGAAGAAACAGUUAUCUAGUUCAGGAUGUUUUCUCUGCCAUUCCUGCAGCGGAUGAUGUGCACAAGCAGGUGUACGGGGUCUCCCUUCUCUGCUGCCCUCAAGUGUCACAUCAACCCUCCCCCUGCUCAGACACACAGACACUUGAUAUUACUCAUAGUUGAAAUUUGUUAAAAGUUCUUUGAAUUUU
Molecule: messenger RNA, 833 nt
Organism: Ochotona curzoniae (black-lipped pika)
Lineage: Eukaryota; Metazoa; Chordata; Mammalia; Lagomorpha; Ochotonidae
Gene: TMEM225B
Product: transmembrane protein 225B
Exons: 4
Coding region: 26-664 (212 amino acids)
Biological process (GO): negative regulation of phosphatase activity
Source: RefSeq, a predicted model, not a curated record